Seriola dumerili (greater amberjack) is the source of this 2475-nucleotide messenger RNA. RefSeq names its product dysbindin domain containing 1 (gene dbndd1). NCBI's taxonomy places the organism in Eukaryota, Metazoa, Chordata, Actinopteri, Carangiformes, Carangidae. The transcript is spliced from 4 exons. The record is from RefSeq and is a predicted model, not a curated record. Bases 373 to 840 code for a protein of 155 amino acids. Gene Ontology annotation, biological process: negative regulation of protein kinase activity. Gene Ontology annotation, cellular component: cytoplasm.
CUAAACCAAGUGGCUUAGAAAUGUGAAGUGAUGUCGCUGUUCCCAGACCCCCCUCACUGUGGUGGACUCGCUCUGUGAGGCAGUGCAGCACUCAGACAGCUCUGAUGGCAGAGUGGAGCAGGUGGACUGUGCAAGCGGAGAAACCAACAUCACCUGUUUGGGAAAUCUAGAGCAACAAAGGACAAAAAAAAGAAGGAGGAGCAGAGUCAUUGGAAAGCUGAGGUCUCGCUGUAUCUACCCACCCCUGCUCUCUCUCUCAUAUGCACACACACAGACACACUGUCCCCUUGCCUCUCCCUUCUUCCCUCCCUGUUUGUCUCCUCCACUCUCCGAUGCUGGUGUGGUGAACAGCAGGACACUCUGCUAAGCUGCAUGGAGGCACAGGGAGGGGCAGGGAGCCCAGAGCCCAAUAAAGACAUCCAGAAGCUGCUGAAGCCCUCCAGCUCAGGCGACCUAUCCAAGGAGUUGUUCCAGCACACAGCAGGGGAGGAGGAGGGCAGCCUGUCAGGGCACACCGCUAGCCUGCUGCACAUCACUGAGAAGAGACAACCAUUGAGUAGUGUAUCUUCUUUAGAGGUGCACUUUGACCUCCUGGAUCUGACUGAGCUGACUGACAUGUCUGACCAGGAACUGGCUGAAGUCUUUGCUGACUCUGAUGAGGAAAACCACAACGAGUUCCCAGCAGCUUCCCAGCAGCCUGUGCUGCCCAGAGGUGGGUACAUGCGCUCCCCCUCAUGGACACGCUGCAGCAAAGUCGAAUCCCCACGAGAGAGAAAACACCACAGCGACUCAGACACCGCAGAGCCCUUAAUGAAGCUGGAAAGGCCGAAGCAGCCGUGAUGUCUGAUGUGAAACCGCCGGACCGCAGAGAGAGAAAUCCCAGAGCCAGACAGACACAGCCAGAAUGGGAACACAAAGCGGACCAAGAGGCCCCCCCAUCUACCACCGUCCACUCACAUAAUGUUUCAUGGUGCUGAAUAGAUGAGUUCAAAUUGAACUCUGGACACUGUGCUCUGUACUCUAACUAAAGAUGUUGAGAUGUGCAAUACACACUCUCCUUCUCUCUCCCUUCCCUCUCUUUCUUUCUCUCUCACACACACAAACACACACAGUCAUUGUGUUGUUCAUGCAAGGGGUUAUCAAUGCACUCUGGGCUGCCAGAAGAUUUUCAGUUUUGUUUUCAAUGAUAAGACAGGGUAGGAGGUCAGCAGAGUAACAGGACCUCCAUCCUUACAGUCUCUCAGGGUGGGAGAUAGUUGCUGGACAUUGAGAUUGGCACUAAAAGUUGUGUCCACAGCGUGAGGCAAGACCUUCCAUGUGAAGUUCAGACUCUGGGAUUCACAUUGAACUACCGGGACAUGAGCCGAAACAUUAAUCGAUAACGUUUUUUCAAAUAAAAUAUCACACCCAGGCUGUUACUUCAUGUGCUGCUUGAAAAUGUUGACAGGGUUUUCUGUUGCCAGUAAAUAAGGUAACUUGAAUAGUAGGUUUCAUUGAGGCCAAGUUCUAUUCAUCAGACCUUCUCCAUCUUAAUAAAGAAUGUGUGUCGUUAUUUUAAAUGCCUAAAAAAAAACAUUGCACUUCUCUCACCUAACUGUAUUUACAGUGCCCUCCAGAAUUAUUGGCAUUUGGUGCAGAUGACUAAAAAGAUAAACAGACCAAGUAGCAGCUUGGACUUUUUAAUACUGAAGUUACUUUUUUUUUUCAAACAUUUGUUUAGAUUAACUUUUUUCUAUUUUCCUUUUCAUUUUGAAAACGAUGGCUGCCACAAUCACUGCUGCUAAUCUAACUGAAGUUGGUAAUCCAAAGCUGGUAGUCAAAUUCCAUUAGGAGACAUGCAUGAACUAGAUGGGUAAUACUUGGAGCACUUAGAAAUGAAGGUAGGGUUGCACCAUAGCCAGGAGAAUUUGCAUGAAUGCCAAAAAUACAACAAAGUGCCAACAAUUUUGUAAUCAUCUUUUAUAAGAUGAAUUUAACUUAUGAUGCAAUAUUUCUCAUCUUUCUAAGCAAAGGGAACAGCUGAUUUCUUGAUUUAUUUAUCUCAUGUUAAGCUUGUCUAUACCAGGAGUGCCAAUAAUUCUGAAUGCUGUGACACGAUGGAUCAAAAGUGACACUGGGAAGGUAGAGGAAUAAAUAAAAGCCUUGAAAAAGUUUGUUUGUGUGGUUUAUCAAGUUACAACAGUGUGGAGGAGUCAAAUUCUAUAAUGUGUGGCAUACACAGUGCACACCUUAUUACAUUACAGUAUUUAUUUACUACAAUUAUAGUCUCCUUUAUAUGAAAUAUCAAUGGUGCACUAUCAGUGAUGUGGCACAGUUGAAUGGGACAAGCUGCAAAAACUAUAUUGGAUUCAUAACAGAGUGGCAGUGGGUUUACAAUUGAUCUUGUGUUUCCUGUAGAUACCAAACCAAGCUUGUGCUAAAGAGUGUGCGUUAUUACAGAAGAACUGGUUUAUAAGCAGGUUUUGUUCAAUUUUU